Argiope bruennichi is the source of this 1087-nucleotide messenger RNA. RefSeq names its product 39S ribosomal protein L4, mitochondrial-like (gene mRpL4). Bases 156 to 1049 code for a protein of 297 amino acids. The transcript has a single exon. Gene Ontology annotation, molecular function: structural constituent of ribosome. The record is from RefSeq and is a predicted model, not a curated record. Gene Ontology annotation, biological process: translation. Gene Ontology annotation, cellular component: ribosome. Lineage: Eukaryota; Metazoa; Arthropoda; Arachnida; Araneae; Araneidae.
UUUAUAUCUUUGAUGUAUUCUUCUCCAAAAGUGUUUGUGUGUGUAUUGAUAUAGAGAUUUAUAUAAACUCGUGAUGUGAACUGAAUGGUAAAAUAUUUCGUCUUUCGAGCGUCAAUUAAACUCUUAUUUUUGUGAAGUAUAGCAAGUGAAACAAGAUGUGGAAAUUUGCUGUUACUAUAUCACGCCGCUGCCUUCUUCCAUCUAGGAUGAGUGUACGCUUAAUGGAAACAGAAGCACCCCCACCUAUUUCAGAUUCUUCUCUUACUCGUCCACCUCUGCCAUUAAUAACCUCGCGAGAACUUCAGUAUAAACCUAAACAUAUUGAACCACGUCAAGCAUGGUUAUGUAACAUGGAUACUGUAGAGGAAGAAAAACUUGGAUUGAUAGAUUUACAUCCAUCUGUGUUCGCUGUGAUGCCAAGAAUGGAUAUAAUAUGGCAUAACUAUAACUGGCAAAAGAAAUAUCGUUUUGUGGAUUACAAAGUUGAUUAUACCAGAGCAGAAAUGCGUGGAGGCGGUCGUAAACCUUGGCCUCAAAAAGGGACUGGACGAGCUCGUCAUGGAAGCAUACGCUCUCCAAUUUUUGUAGGUGGUGGUAAAGCUCAUGGGAAAAGAGGACCGAUAACAAAAUUCUUUAUGCUACCUUUAGCAACAAGAGUUAAUGGUUUGAUUAACACAUUGACAUGCAAAUACACUCAAAAUGAUUUAGUUAUUGUUGAUUCUUUGGAAAUCCCAUCUGAUGAUCCAAAAUUCAUUGAAGAUCUUAUUGAGCACAGAAAAUGGGGAAUUUCUGUUCUGUUUAUUAACGACAUUGACUUAAUGCCUAGAAAUAUAACUCUAGCAACUGAUAAAAUGGAGUCUGUUACGUUAAUGCCAUAUUAUGGACUUAACGUUUAUAGCAUGCUGAAAUAUGAUACAUUAGUGCUGACUUUAGAAGCACUGAAUAAGAUUGAAGAAAGAUUGUUAUUUAAUUUGCACAGAACAGAUAUACAGCAACCUAAGUUUAGCCAAACACGCUUUAACCAAAGUGUUCUUAUAAAUAGUGAUUAGAAUUAUUUUGUAUAUCAAUAAAAACUUUUUAAAUUUUA